AUGGAAGAAGGACAAGUCUACACCGUCCAUGGAGUAUGUAAUGGAGGCUUCGAGAUGCCACUGAUGUUCGCCAUCAUGACAAGGAAGAGGGAGGAAGACUUUAGAGUAGUAUUCGAAAAGUUGAAGGAGAAAAUCAACGCUGCCAUGCCGGAGUCAGGAGAGCAGCAAUUGAAAUUUGUUGUGGACUUCGACCUGGCGGCCAUAACAGCAGCAGCGCAGGUUUUCCCUAGGUGUUCCAUUGAGGGAUGUAGCUGGCACUUGAGUCAAGUUUGGGUGCGUAAGAGGAACACCUUGGGUCUCCUCCGCUUUUUGAAAGGGGAAAACCAAAUCGAGACGAGUCUUAAAAUGGUGAAGAACACUGAAAGGGUUGCCAUUUUUGCCAAGAAGUUAUUUCAACCUCGUCCACUUCUUGGAAGCACCACCGGAUGGACCGCACCAUCCAGCUUUUAG
This is a messenger RNA of Cylicocyclus nassatus, 450 nucleotides long. Lineage: Eukaryota; Metazoa; Nematoda; Chromadorea; Rhabditida; Strongylidae. The record is from the annotation of a GenBank genome assembly.